AAUUGAGAUUUAAUCAGGAUUUAAUUAGAUUUAAUCUGAAUUUCAAAAGAUAUUGAUCUAAAUAUCUCUCCUUAAUUAAACCUCGAUUUCGGCAAUCUGAUGUACUAGUGAAAAUUAACUUGCGACAUCGUUUUUGGAAUCUAGAAAACUAUAAGAAACAUCUUGCCUGGUUUAAAAUAAUAAUUAAAAAAGAUAUAUACAUUUUUUUUUUUAAUUAGUGCAAUCGUCGGGAACUUGAAGCGGAGAAGAAAUUAUUCAAAGGCAAAUUAUUCGACGGAAAAAAUUGAUGUACGAGGGGUUGUUCGACAGAAUAGCGUAAUCGUGGGGUAUAACCCCUGGUAAACGAGGGUCGUCUCAAGCUCGCAUUCGUAAUGCCGUAUUUACGUAAUCGAUCGUCGUAUCUGCGAGCGACGCUAUAGGUUUCAGUAUCAUUUUGCGAACGGCGAGCGGCGCACUCGUUUACCUCGUCAUUCAUUACGGCGGAACGUGUAAUGAAUGCGACCUGUACUUAACGCGAUCGUAAUCACGGCGUCGCGGGCUCACGGAGCGAUUGAUCAUAACGGUAAUUACACAUGUCACGGUGGAAUAAACCGCGCCGAUGACGAACGUGGGAUUAACUUGGAAAUUAACCGAAUCACGGAAAGUUGGUGGCUACCGCAGGAUUUGCCGUAAGGCCUUGCGGUUUACACGUAAGCCGGUAGUCUCUUCCCGCCUUGCGACUCUCUGUGACUAAUGCGAAAAUUAUGCGCGUCAAUUAGAGACUCGCGCAGGACAAAUCCCUCGUCGACGCAGUGCGUCACGCACGAGCGUCUUUGACACGAUUGAAAUCUGCGCUUUAAGUAUAACUGAGGUAAUGUACCGCCUGAAUUUACACUGAGCGAUUGAAGCAAUUUGUAAUGCGUUUAUUUACGAGAUGCAAUUAAUUGGCAGACUGAUGCAGCCCUGACAUAAAAAGAUACUGGAUUAUCUAUUUCUUAUACAUAUAUAAUAUAUCUUUAUAUGUAUAUAAUUUAUAUAUUUUUUUAAAGCCCAUUUGAUCGACCCAUUUAAAAACGGAAAGAAGAUGACUUUUUGUUAAUACGGAAAUUGCAAAACUAGUUGAAUAAGAUCGUUACGUCAUUUCUUAACGAUGUUUGAAUAAUUUAUUUUACUUCGUUUCAUGUGCCAUGAAAUAUUAAACUAAAAACCAGUUCAUUUACGUAACGAAAAAUCCACUCUAACGCAAUAAAAUGUAACAAUUAAAAAUACGAUACAUUAAACAGUGCGUUUUACCGAGUAAUAAGAAAAAACCAUAGAGCUUAAAAACAUAUUUAAAAGAGUAAAAGAGUUAGAGUUUCGCAAGCAUAUUAAUAACAAGUAUUGUAUUUAAAAAAUUGUGAUAAGUUCGUUUGCGCGAAUCGUUGCGUAAGACUCAUACUUUUAUGUGACACUAUUGAAAUUAAUGGAAUUCGCACUCAUUCGAAGCAGUUACGAUAUUCCCCGCGAUCGUUCGCCGCAAGACUGUGAGAUGAAUAAAGCAGUCUUUACGCGACCGUGACCAUAUCGUCGUACGCUCAUGCAGUAUUAAGUGGUGCCGGCGGCGACAGUGAACUCCGACAUCGGUGCAGUGCUACCAUUAAGUACGCGAGAAUACGCAAUUGUCUUUUCUUACGUGUAAUUCUUGCGGUUGCUGUUCAGUGUCACAUCGAUACGCUAGUUCACACGGUCGUACUAAACUCAACCAUGGGACGCAAACGAGAAAUUAAGUCGUGCCCGCCCACGAUCAAAGCCAGAUCUAAAUUCCUACCACGGAUAUUUGAUAACCGACGCGAGAGAACACGACGUAAACGGCGCGACAGGUCGUCCGCCACAACGUUACAAUUACCCGUUGAGAUCGAACUCACUCAACAAGUACAAUCCGCUCGAGUAAGAAAAUCUAGAGGACAAACGGCUCGAGUCGGCGAUUUACCACCGAGCUCCGCGUCGGUAAUCGAAGUAACGUCGUCGCAAGAGUAUGCUGAUCACCAAAGCGCCGGAGGUGCGGGUGCCGCGAACGCGACGAUGCAGAGCAACGCGGAUAGCAACAUGGACCUGGCGACGGUGACGUCGAGCAACCCCGUCUUGGCGACGCCAGGGUUGAACAACCCCACCUGGAAUCGUCAACAGGCGGUCAGCGUCAGGCACGCCUUCAAGAUCUAUGGCAGCAGCAAGAACCCGAAUCAUGUCCUACAGAAUCUCAGCAUGACGGUGGCCAAGGGCUCGAUAUACGGGCUGCUGGGUGCCAGCGGAUGCGGCAAGACCACCCUGCUGUCUUGCAUCGUCGGCCGGAGAAGAUUAAACUCAGGCGAGAUCUGGGUGCUGGGCGGCAAACCCGGAACGAAGGGCUCCGGGGUGCCUGGAAAAAGGGUCGGCUACAUGCCGCAGGAGAUCGCGCUAUACGGCGAGUUUACCAUUCGCGAGACCAUGAUGUAUUUCGGCUGGAUAUUCGGAAUGGGCACGGCCGAGAUCGUCGAGAGGCUGCGCUUCUUGCUACAAUUUCUUGAUCUGCCUUCGCAGAACCGUUUGGUGAAGAAUCUUAGUGGCGGUCAACAAAGGCGAGUGUCUUUCGCAGUGGCUCUAAUGCACGAUCCAGAAUUGUUGAUCCUGGACGAACCAACCGUAGGUGUGGACCCGCUGUUGAGACAAAGUAUAUGGAACCACCUGGUUCAAAUUACCAAGGAUGGUAAUAAAACGGUCAUCAUAACGACUCACUACAUCGAAGAAGCCCGACAAGCGCACACGAUCGGUUUGAUGAGGAGUGGCCGAUUGUUGGCCGAGGAGGCACCUAGGACUCUCUUGCAAAUGUACAACUGCGCCUCCCUUGAAGACGUCUUCCUAAAACUAUCCAGAAAGCAGGGACAGUACGCUCAACCAACGACAGAACUAAAUAUCUCGAACAACAUCAGCUUGGCUUCUUUAAACUGGGGGAAAAAAGACGAGCCGGUAUACGUGACGGAAGAGUCCGGCGUUGUCGGGCUUAACUUCCAUCAAAGCAAAGAGGUCCUGAUCCACGACUCCACCAACGGAAUAGCGAAUCACUACGACAUAAAUGGCAAAUCAUUGGCGAGCGCGAAAGCCGGUUCUGUUCUGGAUUGUGAUGAUUGCGGCGAUUUCACGGAUUGUUAUAAGAUUACUAGUUGGGGCAAGAUUAAAGCACUUCUGCAGAAAAAUUUCUUGCGCAUGUGGAGAAAUAUUGGUGUGAUGCUGUUCAUCUUCGCCCUGCCGGUGAUGCAAGUGAUUCUAUUCUGUCUGGCGAUCGGGAGAGAUCCCACGGGGCUGAAACUAGCCAUAGUGAACCACGAGAUGUUUUACGAGAACAUGACGUGCCCCGUUUCGACGAAUUGCAGUUUCACACAUCUCAGUUGUCGUUAUCUCAACUUUUUGGACAACGAGACGAUGAUAAAGACGUACUAUCCGGAUCCGGAAUCAGCGAUGGAAGCCGUACGCAGAGGGGAAGCUUGGGGCACUUUGUACUUCACGGAAAAUUUCACGGACGCUCUUGUGGCGAGGAUGGCCUUAGGAAGAGAUUCCGAUGACGAAACUCUCGACCAAAGUGAAAUCAGAGUUUGGCUCGACAUGUCUAAUCAACAAGUGGGCCUGAUGCUGGCGAGAAAUCUUCAAUAUUCGUAUAGAGAUUUUGCCAAGGAUCUUUUAUCGUCCUGUGAACAGAAUACGAAACUGGCUGACGUGCCGAUUCAAUUCAAGAAACCUAUUUAUGGCACCAACGAGCCUAGCUUUACAGACUUCGUAGCACCGGGUGUAAUAUUGACCAUCGUUUUCUUCCUGGCGGUCGCGCUAACGUCAUCGGCGCUGAUUAUCGAGAGGAUGGAGGGACUGCUGGACCGAAGUUGGGUGGCUGGCGUGUCACCCGGCGAAAUCUUGUUCUCCCAUGUGGUCACACAAUUCGUGGUGAUGUGUGGUCAAACGGCCCUCGUGUUGAUCUUUAUGAUCCUGGUGUUUGGCGUCGAAUGCAAAGGCGAUAUCGGCUGGGUUAUCAUACUGACGAUCCUUCAAGGCCUCUGCGGCAUGUGCUUCGGGUUCGUGAUCUCGGCGAUUUGCGAACUUGAAAGGAAUGCCAUUCAGCUGGCUCUAGGCAGCUUUUACCCUACGCUUCUUCUUAGCGGCGUAAUAUGGCCGGUGGAGGGCAUGCCGACGAUUUUGCGAUAUAUCUCGCAGGGUCUGCCACUGACGAUGGCAACGACCGCCCUGCGUUCUAUGCUAACUCGCGGUUGGAGCAUCACGGAGCCAAACGUCUACAACGGCUACAUCUCUACCAUCAUCUGGAUCGUUCUGUUCCUCACGAUAAGCUUGAUGGUGCUAAAGUUCAAGCGCGGAUAAGAACAGAACAUCGCAUAACAUCCGAGAAAAAUAUCACCUAUUCGAAAAGAGCUCUUUGUCCGACUGCCAUCGUUUUAAUCGACGUUCGGCGGCAGAUCGACUACGAUUCUAGACGUCGAUGUGUCGCCACAAUACGAUCUCGCAGCCUUCUCCGCCGCGAGUGGACCUCCGAUACAUGUGAUGCUCCUGCGUAAGCUUAAUGUGCUUCUAAAACUCACAUAUCGCGCGUGCACGCGCGUAUGUAUGUUUGUAUUAUACGUAUGUGUGUGCGUUUGUAUACGUAACAGGAAAUCUCGAAUAAAUGGACGAUGUUGAUGUAUAUGAGACUGCUGCAUUUGCCUCGUGCGUCUGUUUAUAGGGAUUAUAUUUUUGUUCGGCGUCUGUAAAAAUUAGAGCGGAUGCCCGACACCCCGCCAGGAUUCUUCCUGUGAAUCGAUCUUCUCGAGGAUCGCGAUCGAGGGAAAUGGAAUCGGCACUUUCCAAUCGGCAAUUUACGCGAUUUCCAGUAACAUUUCAACUUAGCUUUUCGUAAUCGCAUAUGAUGGAAAGUAUUUAA
Molecule: messenger RNA, 4912 nt
Organism: Solenopsis invicta (red fire ant)
Lineage: Eukaryota; Metazoa; Arthropoda; Insecta; Hymenoptera; Formicidae
Gene: snu
Product: ABC transporter G family member 23
Exons: 18
Coding region: 1723-4356 (877 amino acids)
Cellular component (GO): membrane
Molecular function (GO): ABC-type transporter activity; ATP binding; ATP hydrolysis activity
Source: RefSeq, a predicted model, not a curated record